Dryobates pubescens (Downy woodpecker) is the source of this 502-nucleotide messenger RNA. It is a transcript of the gene PFN1, whose product is annotated as profilin 1. The record is from RefSeq and is a predicted model, not a curated record. Lineage: Eukaryota; Metazoa; Chordata; Aves; Piciformes; Picidae. Bases 57 to 479 code for a protein of 140 amino acids. Gene Ontology annotation, biological process: actin cytoskeleton organization; positive regulation of actin filament bundle assembly; regulation of actin filament polymerization. Gene Ontology annotation, cellular component: cytoplasm. Gene Ontology annotation, molecular function: actin binding. The transcript is spliced from 3 exons.
CCGGCACCCCCUCCCCGCCUCUCUCUCUCCCUCUCUCUCCUUUUCCCGCCGGCGCCAUGAGCGGGUGGGCGCCGUACGUGGAGACGCUGCUGGCGGACGGCACCUGCCAGGAUGCGGCUAUCGUGGGCUAUCGCGAUACCCCCGCCGUCUGGGCCGCCGCGCCCGGCAAGACCUUCGCUAACAUCACGGCGGCGGAGGUGGCGGCGCUGGUGGGCCCGGAGCGGGGGCCGCUGCUGGUGAACGGCCUGACCCUGGGCGGGCUGCGCUGCUCGGUGAUCAGGGACUCGCUGCUGGUGGAGGGCGAGCACAGCAUGGACCUGCGCACCAAGAGCCCUGCCGGGGCGCCCACCUUCAACAUCACUGCCACCAUCACCAACAAGACCAUCGUGCUGGUGAUGGGCAAGGAGGGGGUGCACGGCGGCUGCGUCAACAAGAAGUGCUACGAGAUGGCCAAUCACCUGCGGCGCUCGCAGUACUGAGGGCGGGGCCACGCACGGACACG